AGUUCGACCUCGAGCGUCGAGGACAACAAUGAGAGAAAUCGGGAAAGCAUUAUUUAACGAGAAACAAUGCCGCGAGAGCGCGGCAAAACCAAGAUCGAACGGAUACGCCGGUACCUUGUCGAAGCCACUGAUACUAGAUACGGUGGUCAGCAGGAGCUGGACGACACGAGAAUCCUCAGCGACACGAAGUCGAUCGGUAGCCUGAGCCAGCAUCUGUUCGAGAGCGACGAGGACGAGGAGCGUUACUACGGUACCUGCAACGGCUAUGUCUCGCAGCCCGGCAGCAAGUCGAAUCUGCUGCUGUGCAGCGAGUGCGAUCAGAAGACGCACACCUGCACCUACCAACCGCAAACACCUGAGUCGCAUGUCGGCAGAUACGUGGAGGAGCGUAUUGACGAGCGGCAUCAGGAACCGGGAACCUCUCGUGCCUACAGGAGCCCGGUGAAGCUCUCCUCCCCACGCUCGUAUCAAUCGGAUCAGGAUCGCAAGGCACAGACGACGUCGUCGCCGCGAUCGUACCACGAAAGUGUUCAGCAAUCAGUGCAGAUAACGUCACCUCGAUCCUAUCGAACUCAGGAGCAGCAGCAGCAGCAACAGCAACAGCAACAGCAACAGCAGCGACGCGGACGGACCACCAGGGACACGGGCAAUCGAGGUGACGACAGAGACCGCGAGAGCCCGAUCUGCGAGCUCUGCCGGGGUAACGGUUACGUCGUCGUGCACUGCGAGCACUGCGACUUCUCCAGCGAGGGCGACCUGAUCUGCUUCCGCUGUCAGAGCGACGAGGGCUCGGGAUCUAACGGUCAGAUGUGCCCGCGCUGCGAUCGGGAGGCCGGAUUCACGUCGAGCACCGGCCGAUCCGGCUCCAGCGACGAGGGCAACGGCAAGUACCCGGUAGACGCGGUGGUGAAGAUCCAGCUGAACGAUCAGACGAUCGACGUCGACUCCGGGAGCGAGACCCCCGAGAGUGAAAGCUCGAGCAACUAUCAUCCCCAGAGGGGCGCGAUGGAGCGACUCGACACUAUCGUCGAGAAGGGCGACACUGCCAGCGAGAACGACGAGGAAAAAAACGGCGGGGGCGGGGGCGGCGGCACGAAGCUCAACGGUACCACUAGCACGAGAUAUCUCAACUACAUGAUCGUGCUGUUCCUGUAAAUAAAAAAAAGACGACGUAUUGAGAUAGAUGCGACCGAAUCCGCGGCCCGCGAUUUGUUCGCUUGAUAGAAGCGGCAAUUUUCUCAAUUAAACCGAUCUCACUGUAAUUGAAAAUUAUUUUGAACGUUUAUAACCAUUAACCGAGCAAAAAUGAUUUUACUCGGAAAACUCCGGCGUCGCUUUCCGCUGGAUUUUAUAAUUUUACUCUGACCUCGAGACCAGCGCUCAGCGAAACUGGAUGACCGGUGCGAACGCUGAAUCACUUACGAGUCGAUGACUUAAUAUCAGAGGGCCGCGGGUCGAGCCGCACUGUAAAUAAACUGCCACUGGACAUAAUUGAUCCGUACAAUAUAGGACCGUAUAGAUUAAUUACUAGAUAGCUCGUAAUAAUUUAAGAUGCAGAUCAAGCGAGGCAGAAAGAGGAGAAGAGAGAUAGACGGAGAAUGUGUGCGUGUAUGUGUGUGCGUGUAUGUGUGUCACAUUCAAUACGCGCAGUAUUGUCAUGAGCUGAGAUCCGUGACGCAACGGUCGACACGUUUCGACGCGCGAUUCUUGGAGCGGGUGUGUGCAAAGAUUAUAAUUACUCGGUUAUAGAUCGGUCCUCAGGGCUUGUCUCGUCGCUGUUAACGGCGUUGCUUCAAUAUGGAUUAAUCAAUUCAGAUUUACACGCCUUGCCGUAAUGUCGAUCCAAAGUAGUUUCAAAUGUAGACACGAACGGACAAAAACACGAACAAAAUUGGGACACAGCUCAUUGAUUAUUGUCAGAAAUUGAUUAAAAAUAACUUCGAUAUUGUUCGUUUUUUUUUUCUAUCAGUGAGUUCUAUACUCUUUUUCUGAUUAAGAAGACUUGAUGUCACUUGUAAAAAUUGUUACUAUUUCUUAAGAUACUUCGUCUGAAUAAGGUCUAGUUAUAAUUCAUUUUCUUUCUUAAAAACUCUAUUAAAUAGAGAUAUUGAAGAAUGUAUAAAAUAAAUUAAGUGGAACUCAUUCAGUUUGGCAAUUUACUUUAGCAAUAAUUUAGAGAGACGGACAGGCGAUAUAUUGAUCACAAGUAAUUACGAUUCUUGCACAACUCUCUACUACUCAUGUUCGGGACCAACUAAAGCCAUCACUUACAUCACUGCUUCCGACUUCCGCUUCCACCCCGUGAUCAUCGUUUGUUCGUUCGGUCGAAAAAGGGAUUUAAAGGAACUCCGGGUGACCCUUUGUUCCCGAUGUAAGUCGGCGACAUCGUCAUCUUCAUAGUGUACCGAAACAGAGUCGAACCGAACGCUUCAUUCUCCCGCACAACGAAGACGGCAGGACAGAAAAACGCGUUUUAAAGACGAUACACAAACGCGCGAAUCCCCUGAAUCUCAUGGAAAAAGAGAAGAUAAGACGAUUUCGUUUAUCUCCUACGUUUGUAACACGCGGCAGCGUUUUUUUCCUCCAUUUAUAAAUCAUGGAGAAGAGUUCUUACUAAAUGUGUGCGUUUUCUAACAUUCAUCCUCCAAUUUCGUGAGCAUCCCGAUGUAUCUGAAAUUUCCAGCGUGUCGAAAAAAUGGAUGUUAAAUUUGCCAGAGUCGUAUGGAUAAAAAAGACAAAAUAAUGAAGAAGACAACGAAAGAAGGUGGGCAACCGAUUUCGCCUCCUGUCUUUUUCUUUUUUGUUAUUUUGAAGAGAGGAAAAAAAAUCCGAGCGAUCGCAGAACCGAGCACGGUUGAGUGAGAUAACGUGUUAUCGAACAUGGCGAUUGAAACUGGUAUGAUUUCAUGAGAUGAGACGUAUCUAUUGUCGAUUUCACGAUUAAGCGGAUUGUCCUAGCGUGCUUUUAGUGUUGAAGUUUGAAUUCGAUAUACGGUGAAUUAAGAUGAAGAAGAUUGAAAAUCUGAUGUGGUAGGAAGGCACUAGGAACGACAACAUUCGAAAAACAUCUUGUAUUCCGGUAUACGAUAAUAACAUCGAAAUUCUACCAGUAUCAAUCUUUGAACUCGGAAACGAUCAACCCAAGGAGGGUUUGGAAGAGCAGCAUAAAUUCUCGCGGGACUGGGCUCAUGUCAUCUGUAUAAUAUUCACCGAAUAAUGAUUAUCACGUUAAGGUAUUAUCCUUAGGAAGUACCCGGUAUAAAUCAAUCCCGCCGUGCCGCGAAGUCGCGGUAACCCGAAAGAAGUACAGCGAGAAACGAAGAGGGAGGGGGGGAAAGGGAAUAUUGCGACCGGCAGUUCAGUUCGGAAAACACGUAGCGAUUAAGUGCUCUUACUACGAAAAAAAAAAAGAACAGAAAAGAAAAGAAAAUGCGAAACGCUUCGCGAGGAUUUACAGGCGCGCGCGAUCUCGUCCGUUCGAGUUACGGCGCUCUCCGCGGCCACGAGAAGGGGGAACAUCACUCUACUGCCACGUUGAUUUAGAACACCUCUGUAAAUUUGUUAGCGGAAAUUUGUAACACAGUUAGGACGACACUUCGAUAAACCGUUGAGAUUACCUUUACUCCUGUACGCGCGCAAUCCCGAGGUAGACGAGCUACUCGAGUCUCCCCGUUUCUUGUUUUCGAGGAUGAGAAAGUUCGAUCGGACUGGAGAAGAUUCGAAGACGAAUGAUUCAUGCAAGACGCUCGGUAUCGAGAUAAAGUGCAUUCAGAAAGUUUUAACCCUUUGACGUUCAAACUAUUUCUUGCUAAUAGCGAAAUAAGCGAAGUUCAACUAUUUUUGUCCUCAAUUUUAUUUCCUUGGCUAAUUUAACAUGAAUAAAACAUAUUUUAUUACUUUAUUUAAUGAGAUUCCAAAAAUACAGUUUAAUUACUAUUAUAAUUAAACUAUAACUAUUAAUUAUAAUAUAUAAUCACGUUACAAUUACGUACUUGAUGAAUUAUGCAGUGGGUUACCGCAAUGCAUUAUAUCGAGUUGAAUUUUAUGUAGAACUGUAAAAGGCUAAAAAUAAAACUCGUAACUAAAAGCUCUCGGGAGCUGCGCUUUUGAACAUUUUAUUAUUGAAGUUACAAAAGUUCUCGAACAGUCAAUGAAUAAAGGUCAUCCUUCACUUCGAGAAUUUUACUGUCGAGAGUUUCAAAUAUUUUCAAAAAAUAUAAUCCUCAAGCGCAUUUAAAAUUCAGCGUUUAUGUAAAAUCAUACGUAUUAUAACGAUUCAUAUUUAUUUCAUAGAAAACGCUAUUGAGGACCGCUCUUAACAUUAUCGAUGAAUAUAUCACUUGUAUAUUAUAUAAAAUUUUCCUCUUAUUUUAUUUUAUUAUUUUUUAAAUUAAGAGACUUCUAUAUGAAAAAAAAGGAAAGAUAUUCCAAUUACGCGAUUGUCGUCUCGAUAUCGCGCGUGUUGUCUGGAAUUGAAGAUUUACGACUUGCGACAACAGAGGAUCGGUCAAUGAAUGGUAAUAGCGACGUAUGUACAGAGAAGAGGGAGGCUCGUCACACCGGCGGGAAUGCGUUUAAUCAGCCUUACUUAGACAAUUAUUAUCUACAUUAUUGUACACUAAAUUUAUAUGCGUGUAACGUCGGUGACUUGCGUACAUCGGUGCGUGUACAUCGGCGUACCUUAAUUACAUAAAUGACAUCCCCGGCGGUAUGUGUACGCUGUGGACAACGAUAAUCUUACGAGCAACGUGUGAUCGUUACGUAGAUACGGCGUGUACGUGUGCGUAUUGUACAUAAGUAAUUUAUCAAUUAUUUGCCGUUCGCAGCACCCGGAAAAGUAUCUUGCGUUCGGAGCUUCAGGAUCCUGCCCUCGAUGGAAAUCCAAUUGUCUUAACGUUAAUGAUUAUCUGUAAAUAGCGUUGUCAGUGCUGUAUAUUUUACGCUGUUUAACUGGCUGUGAUAUUUAUAUGUUCAGAGUUUAAUUGUGAUUAGCGAUAUUCUAUGUUGAUCCUGUUGAGCGUACAAAUUGCGUGCCCCGCAUACGUUUUAUCGAUUCGAUCGAUUGUAAACAUCGCGAAAGCGAAAUAUAUAUAUUCCACUCGUCGAAGGGUCGUUUGCUAAGUUUUGCAGAUUGUCGCUAAUUUUUUUUUUUCUGAGAAUUUUUGGAGCAGUAACAAAGCAAUGCGCGCAACAAAUGCCGAUAAAAUGCAGCUCACAAUCACCUGUACAUUACUCUCGUUAUCAUUUUGUCAUCGUUUUUAUUAGUAUCGAGGACACAAAUACUCAGUAGCAUGACGUACUUGUUAAAUACAUUAGCGCAGGUAAACGAGUUACAAUUUAAGUGCCACAGUUCGAAGAGCGCGCCUGAAUUAAUCGAUUUUCAACUGAUACCGAACGAUAAUCACGCGUUGCUCCGCGAGUCGUUUAUAAAACCGAAUAAAACCAGCUGUAAGGAAAAUGUAAAAUAACUUUCAGGAGAUAGCGCGAUAUACACUUAUUACGGUUCGGAAAUACAGUUACGAACUUACACGAUCGAUAUCAAUUAUCAAUGAUCAAUCGGAUCAUCCUCUCUAUCAUAAUAAUGACUUCCGCAUGACUGUUUGCGCGAUAUUGAGUUUAUUGAAAUAUUUAUUGGUGUUACAAGCAAAACGUGUACAGAAUGGAAAAUUGCCAUCGGAGAUUUACCGUAGCUGUAACGCCCGAGGUUCGUUACGAAAGAAGAAAAGAAACUCGUUAAUGACUGACCACUCGACCGCGCAUCCAACGUGCGGUUGGACCCGUAUCUCUCUUUUUCUCUCAUUAUUCGUAUGCACGUUCCAUUGCCUAAUUACAUUUAACGAUCGAACGUCACGUCUCCAACGUCCACGACCUUAAUUUUAACGACGAGAAGUCUAACCUUCCCUUAGAAAAAAAAAGAAGAGUCAUAUCGAUCUCAUCGAGGAGAAGUUUCGCGUGACGUUUUCGAUAAUUAUGCGUACAGUCGUGAGAUGUGCAUGUGUUGUUCGUCAACUUUUUAUAAGGCCAAAUUUACAAGUUUUGCAUAUAUUUAAAUAGAGACACAAUAUGUAGUCGAACGUACGACAGUCAGAUUUUCAGAUAAUCGCUAUGUGAAAAGUGUCAAUAGGAGAUUUCUGGUCAUUUUGUGGAUCUCGUCGAGCCAACUUUUGGCGCGUGGUGCCAAGUUUUACAACGGUCUUCCUUUGUACAUGAUGUAAUUGUAAUGUAAACGGUGUAAAAAAUCGCGAGUGCAAUUCAAUGAAGAGUGCAGCGAAUGUACAAAUACCGAGUUGCACGCGCGUAUUAUUUUAAUGUAAUGUGAUUUUAAUUUUUCUAAUUAAAAUUAAAUUAAAUUAAAAUCUAUUAAUAAUUAUGUGUGCCAAAAAUAUUCAAUCCGGAGGCGUCGCGAAAGAUCGUAGAGCUAACUUUUUAUAUUAAUCUGCUUGAAAUUAAUUAAAAAGAAUUUCUUAUGAAUUCUUAUCGACUAUAAAAGAAAUUUCUUUUGUGAUCUAAAAGGCACAGAAUUGAUAAAAUGAAAGUGAAUUUUUGUUGAACUCUUAAGAGUACUUUGGCGACACGGAAAUGCGGGAUGAAAAAGAAAUUCACUUCAAAAUUCGAAAUUUUAAAAAGAAUUCAUUUCGGAUUGUCUUUGCUCUUCCUUAAAAAAAAGAUUGAACGUGGUAACGACAGGUCGUAAUUGUGUAUACCGCUCUUCCAUUAGAACAAAGCCGAUUAUAUCGGCAUUAACUCCACAAAGUGAUCCAGAAACGAUAAUAAUCGGUUUGCCUUUAAUACUAUAUUGCUAUUGUGCAUGCAACAGAAUCCUUAAUGCUUAAUGCGAUUAUGCUAUUCCAUAUCGAAUGGCAGGAGUAUAUGCAAAAGAUAUAUUAUUGACAUUCGCGCGCGAGCACCUUUACAUAAUAAAAACCUCUCCAUUUCUCGUAUAUCUUGGAAAUUUUCGGUUUUCAUGACGAUAGGAAACGCAAAGGUAAUUCAAAGCGCAAAUUUGAAAUACAAUAGGUUUUAGAACGUCGUUGUUUCACAUCGUGACAUUUGAGAAUUCGCAAUGAAACGCGUACUAAAUUUACAAACACGUUAAAUACACAUGUGUGCGCGUGUAUAAGCGAUAUUAAACGAAUCACGUAAGAAAAAUUGUAUCUGUAUUUCUUUUUUUCGUAUAGAUCGAAAGAGAGAUUUUUUUUAGAAGGUAACUGAAGUUUACGAUGGAUUCAGCGACGUUAAAUCUUAUCAGAUCGGAAUUAUAUAAAUAUCUAAUUGUAGAAAAAUUAGUUUAUCGCGAGAUAUGUGCGAAAACAUGAGGAUGCAACAGACUGUUUAAUUUUUCUUACGUUUACACAAUCAUGCGUAAUCGGUUUCGAAAAUAUUCGCAAUAGACUUCUCUCUCCAUUAUGCAAAGAUAUCAUCAUUUGUAAUGAUGAUUCCGAUUCAAUAUCGCUCUGAAUGUGGGAUAGUCGAAGAUUUGUAGGUCAUAAUUUUUCAAAUUUUGCAAAUUUGCAAAUACUACUGCAUCGAGUUACUUCUAUUUGUGCGGCACAUUCUUUCCAAAUAACGAUGAAUAUUUUAUAUAUGUAUAAAACGGUCAUGUAAAAAAUCUAGGUAGAGUUUUCAAACCUUUGGAACUUUAGUGAAUUAAAGAUAAGUCUAAAAGGCGUCCGAGGAAACUGAAAAGUCAUUUUGAACGAGACGUCUUUAGAGACAAUUGUGUAUUCCACCUGGAAGGAGAUGUUCUUCAUUUCUGCGUGAAUUAGCUCGUCCCCGUACUCAACGUGACCAAUGUAUCAGUAUGGCACAGCUAGAUAUGUCUUUUUUACGCGCGAAUCGCUCUUGAGGAGGAGUAACUUCUGCCAUGUAUCUUUUUCCGUACUUUUGUCAUUUCGCUACCUCGAUCACACACGUCACGGCGCUUAGCGAUUAAACGAUCUAUCCGAUAACUGCAUAACAUAAAACAGGGGGAGGAACGAGUCUCUCGAUAAGGCUCUUAAUGAAUGGUUACUCAGGAACAAAGUUAUAAUGUAAUAACAGUUGCGAUAUAUUGAAUAUUAACAUUUAACGAACGACCUUUUGUAAAUAUGAAUAUAACAAAUAUAUAUAAAGAUACACAAUUUCUCAUAUAUAUACAUAUAUGUAUAUAUAUAUGUAUAUGUAUGUAUAUGCAUAUAUAUAUACAUAAGAAACUUGUACAGGGUGAUUUGGAAGGCCGCCAAUAAAUUGUAGCGAUAUUAUUUGAUCUUUUGCGACGAAACGUAAAAAAUUAAUUGCACCUACUAGAAGUACAUUCUUAUAUCCUUCAUUGUAUUAAUGAACUUGAAAACGUCUUCAUUUUUAUUUUGAAAAUAUCGCACGUACGACAGACUCUGAAUUGUCCUGUACAAUUUUACGAUCGCCCAAUAAGAGAUGACAAGCCUGAUAGAAACGCGUACAUAUAUCUGCGUAAGAGAAAGAAAGGGGAAAAAAAGACAAAAAGAGAGACUGCGUGUAAUGCGUGUGCGUGCGUGCGUGCCGGCGUAUGUGAAUGCGCAAAACGUGUGAAUAAAAGAAUCAUGUAAAACCUGUAUGUAUGAGAUCAGAGCGGGAAUUCGUUUCCAUUAACGGAGCACUGACAAAAAUGUCGACGACGGUGCCGUGAUUCGAUUAUGAUUUACGUUGAAAGAUAAGGCAACGCUAAAAAAAUAAAGAGCAAAGAAGAGGGAAAGAGGAAGAAAGGAAGCAGAGAGAUGUGUGGAGAGGCGAAUUCAGAAUUUCGGGGGACACCGUGAGAUGCAUUCGCGCGCGCGAUUAUUAAUUAAUCCUUCGACCGCCGAUUCACGAGAGUGUCAAUUGAUUUCUUGCGAUGUGCAGCAUCCGCGCGCGAUUCUGAAAACGACAGAAACGACCGGUUUGUGAUGAGGCGAGGAAUGAGAUAGUAGCGAUCGGCGGUCGGGGUUCAACGGCAAUCGUGGAUUGAAAUCGAUAUAAUUUCAACGAGACUCCGGUCUUAAUGGCGUAGACACGCGGAAGCGAGUUCAGUGGCCUCAAAUAAUGAUAGAAAUCACCAAUGAGGUCUGCUUCCUUCAUGAUUACAAGACCGAAAAUCGAACUCGCCGAAAUUCUAACGGUUUCGAGUCCUUCGGUCAGAGCGAGAUGCCGGAUGGGAAAGAGAGAGAGAGUGUGUACGUGUGUGUGUGUUGUGUGUGAAUGAGAGCGAAAGGAAAAAAAAAAUCCCGAGUAGCAUAAAACAUUCCAGCAAUAUUACAGCAACGUUGAUGCAAUAUUGCUGAAAUGUGUCACGCUGUCGGGGAAGAGAGGAAUUAUCGAUCCUUCGGUCAGGAUGCACGACCGCGUGUGCGUAUCCCGGCGCAUUGCGUACGCACAUGAUUGUACACGCGCGUUUUUGUCCAUUUCUACACGUAUAUCUGUUCUCUCCUACGAUGAUAGAAGGUUAUUUUUAAAUUUUCGAAACUUAGCUGUGCCGCAAGAGCGUGCGAGUGUCAGUACGAUCGGAUGUCAGUAGGAAUCCUGAAAUAUAAAUAGACGAUUGAAGUGGACCGCA
This is a messenger RNA of Monomorium pharaonis (pharaoh ant), 9547 nucleotides long. RefSeq lists its product as uncharacterized. NCBI's taxonomy places the organism in Eukaryota, Metazoa, Arthropoda, Insecta, Hymenoptera, Formicidae. The transcript has 3 exons. The record is from RefSeq and is a predicted model, not a curated record. The coding region runs from base 67 to 1155 and encodes 362 amino acids.